Messenger RNA from Carlito syrichta (Philippine tarsier), 2073 nucleotides. RefSeq names its product cAMP-regulated phosphoprotein 21-like. The record is from RefSeq and is a predicted model, not a curated record. The transcript has 8 exons. Lineage: Eukaryota; Metazoa; Chordata; Mammalia; Primates; Tarsiidae. Gene Ontology annotation, cellular component: cytoplasm. The coding region runs from base 664 to 2073 and encodes 469 amino acids.
AAUUUAAUUUGAUCCAUCUUUCCUUAACACAUAAUGGUAAUAGAAUUUUGUGUAUUAAACACAAGCUAGGAGAGACAUGAAUAUUUGGUGAUUGGAAGCUAAGAAGAAAGUCAUUGGUUUUCCGUGUGAAAAAAUAAGAAAUUUUAGUUGGAGCUUGAUAGAUUUCUUAAUUAUCUUCAUUUUAUCUCACUUGUCUUCUGCCCUCCCCCUUACUUAAGAUUAAUGAUUGGUAGCAUUUCUUCAGUUUUGAGAGUCAUGCGAUCAAUCACUUUCUAUGGUGAGAAUUUAUCAUUCCCAGUAAAUAAUUGCAGGAUUGUGGCUUUGUGGCUCUCAUCCUUAGGUGGAUCAUGUGGAGUUUGCAUGCUCUGUCCUGAUUUGAACCCUUUCCCUUGGCUUUAGUUGGUUGCUGCACUUUUGCAGCUCCAAAGGAAACCGAUAGCUCAGAAUUCACGACCACAUGUUUCUCCGGCAGUUUCAUUCACAUUUCUCUUCUUCUGACCUCCAUGCUGAACGGGCUAAGUCUGUUUGAAACCUGAAGAUGAGAUGCCCUGAUGGAAAAGUACCAUAUGCUGCAUGAGUAUUGUCUCCUCUUCUAAUGCUAACCUAUUUUUUUCCUUUUUUAUUUCCAUCUUUUGUACAUAGUUUUCUUAAUCCUUUUCCUCUAUGAGGGGAAAAUUAGUUUUAAAAUCAGAAAAGGAUUUGGGAUCCCUCAGCAUAUCCAGAACGUCUGAUACAAUACCUUUUUUUAUUUUUCAGUCAGUUUGCUCCCAGGAAAGCCUUUUUGUGGAAAACAGUAGGCUCUUGGAAGACAGUAACAUAUGCAAUGAGACCUAUAAGAAAAGACAGCUCUUUCGGAGCAACAGAGAUGGCUCAGGGAGAACAUCUGGGAGUCGACAGAGCAGCUCGGAAAAUGAACUCAAGUGGUCUGACCACCAAAGGGCCUGGAGCAGCACAGACUCCGACAGUUCAAACCGCAAUCUGAAGCCCACCAUGACCAAGACUGCGAGUUUUGGGGGCAUCACGGUGCUCACCAGGGGUGACAGCACGUCCAGUACCAGGAGUACCGGGAGGCUGUCCAAAGCAGGCUCUGAGUCUUCCAGCAGCGCAGGCUCCUCGGGAUCGCUGUCUCGCACCCACCCACCUCUCCAGAACACACCCCUGGUCUCAGGUGUGGCAGCUGGUUCUCCAGGCUGUGUGCCCUAUCCAGAGAAUGGAAUGGGGGGGCAGGUCGCUCCCAGUAGCACCAGCUAUAUUCUCCUUCCACUUGAAGCUGCGACAGGCAUCCCGCCCGGAAGCAUCCUUCUUAAUCCACACACAGGCCAACCCUUUGUGAAUCCCGAUGGAACUCCUGCAAUAUACAACCCACCCGCCAGUCAGCAACCCCUGCGAAGUGCUAUGGUGGGCCAGUCCCAGCAACAGCCCCCACCACAGCAGCCCUCUCCUCAGCCCCAGCAGCAGGUCCAGCCACCACAGCCACAGAUGACAGGCCCACUGGUUACUCAGUCUGUCCAGGGGCUGCAGGCUUCCUCUCAGUCGGUGCAAUAUCCGGCAGUCUCUUUUCCUCCCCAGCACCUCCUGCCUGUGUCUCCAACGCAGCACUUCCCCAUGAGAGAUGAUGUGGCAACACAGUUUGGCCAGAUGAACCUGAGCCGGCAGUCCUCGGGAGAGACUCCUGAGCCCCCAUCGGGUCCUGUCUACCCACCCUCCCUUAUGGCACAGUCAACCCAGCAGCCAGGCUACGUCAUCGCCUCAACAGGCCAGCAGCUUCCUACAGGUGGCUUCUCAGGCUCUGGUCCUUCCAUCUCCCAGCAAGUCCUCCAGCCCCCUCCCUCACCACAGGGAUUUGUGCAACAGCCUCCGCCUGCACAGAUGCCUGUAUAUUAUUAUCCAUCUGGUCAGUACCCUACCUCAACCACGCAACAGUACCGGCCAAUGGCCUCAGUUCAGUAUAGUGCUCAGAGGAGUCAGCAGAUGUCACAGGCAGCGCAACAAACAGGUACUUGGAAUCUGUUUCCCAUUUUCUCCUCCAAUCCAGUUAUGUUCGCUGGUGACUCUCAUAGCUGUACUCUUUGA